CCUGUCGGUCACAGCAUGUUCUUGUUGCCGCUCGUUUUUCUUGUCGGUCGAACGCUUGCUGACCCCGUGAAGUUAGCCGUCAAACCUUUUGACCUGCAACGCGUGCGUUUGACCGAUGGAACAUCGUUCUCUAGAGCUCAGCAACUCAACACGCAAUAUCUACUCAUGCUCGAUCCCGACCGGCUGCUGUACAAUUUCAGACAGACCGCUGGUAUUAACACGACCGCUCAACCGUAUGGCGGAUGGGAAGCGCCCAACUGUGAGGUACGCGGUCACUUUGUCGGUCACUACCUCAGCGCAACGGCCAUGACUUGGGCGAGCACGGGAAACGAUAGUAUACGCAAGAACAUGGACUAUGUCGUCUCUGAGUUGGCAAAGUGUCAAGACAAGAUGGCGACCGGUUAUCUCUCUGCAUUCCCAACAUCCUGGUUUGACCGUUUGGAGAGUCUGAAGCCUGUCUGGGCGCCAUUUUACACCAUACACAAAAUCAUGGCUGGACUGUUUGAUCAGUAUCGGAUCACGGGCGACACAAAGCCGUUAAACAUGACACUCAAAAUGGCCGCCUACUUUAAAAAGAGGAUAGAGAGCGUUAUUAGCGAUUAUACAAUCAGUCGAUGGGAGAGCAUACUUAAUGUCGAGUUUGGUGGCAUGAACGAAGUGUUGUACAACAUGUACGAGGCGACGUCGCAACUGGAGCUUCUCUCUGUGGCUCAUCUUUUUGACAAAGCUGUUUUCAUGGGUCCACUUGCCGUCGGGGUGGACGAAUUGACAGGCUUGCAUGCCAACACACACAUACCCGAGGUGGUCGGUGCUGCGAGGCGCUAUGAGGUGACCGGAGAUGAGGAGUACCGGCAACUAACGGAAUACUUUCUCAGAUUAGUGAAUUAUACGAGAACGUAUGCUACCGGAGGAAGCAACAUGGAUGAACACUGGCAAGAGCCGCACCGGCUGGGAGACAAGCUAAACGGUGCCACUGAAGAGACGUGUACGCAAUACAACAUUCUUAAAGUUGCGAGGCAUAUAUUCCAAUGGCAAACGAGUAUAGAUAUCGCCGAGUUUUAUGAGCGCGCCAUUAUGAAUGGAAUCAUCGGCGUCCAACGGCCCAAUUCUCCCGGUGUGUCGAUUUAUAUGAACCCUCUAGGUGCCGGUGUCAGCAGACUCAGUGGAGCUCACAGCUGGGGCACACCGUUUGACAGUUUCUGGUGUUGCUAUGGAACUGCGGUGGAGAGCUUCUCCAAACUUGGUGAUUCGAUCUACUUUAAGGACACUGCGAACGGAUCUGCAUUGUGGAUCAAUCAGUUUGUCUCCAGUAGUGUGGAAUACAAUGAGGCAGGGCUUGUGAUCAACCAGAAAUCCAAUUUUCCAGCGGUUUCCAAUAUGCCUUUUACUGACAACAGCGUCACAGUGAGGCUGGACUUUACAGCAACGAAGAAAGCAACAACCUCCACGUCAGUCUGGAUGCGCAUACCUUUCUGGGCAAAACCUGGAACUAUCAAAGUAACUGUUAAAACAGGCAAUAAUACAUCUACAGUCAAACCUAUGCCUGGACGUUACUAUGAGCUUGCCAAAGUCUGGGACUCGGAUGACUAUGUAAUUGCAUCUUUCUCACCGACUCUGCGGUCUGAGCACAUCUCUGAUGACCGCCCUACUUAUAUGAACCUGUCCGCCAUUAUGUAUGGUCCUCUGCUGCUAUGUGGAAUCACGACAGGUGAGAAUGAAUUAGUAGGAGAUAAAGAACACCUUGAAGAUUGGGUAGUACCUGUGGACGAAAUCCCACUUCACUCUAUAGCACUCUACACAACAUCAGCAAACAAGCAGUACAUCAGACACUCGGGUUUCAUGGGUUGGGUAUCAGAUAUAAACCCAGAAGCAGGCACAGAUGCACCAGACGCGACAUUUAAAGUCUCCAAACUGUCUAAUGCAUCAGACUCAAUUCAAAUCUCCAGUGUCAACUACCCCAAUUUCUUCCUCACACACAAAGGUGAUGACCAGCUUGCUCUUAUUUCUACUGAUUAUUCUCAAACAUUCAAUAAGUCUUCGACAUUCCAUCAAACACCUGCACUUCUCAAUACAAGCAGUAAAACUGCAUUUUCCCUCGAACUAGGUGACAUGCCCGGCUAUUACAUAUCAACUAUGAAAGAUGGACAAAACCGGCACACAAGUACAUCGCUUGCUCGUCUUCCACUUUAUGCCUCAAAGAUGCAGCCCGGUCAAGCAUUUGCGGCUGCUAGCACAUUUACCCUCGAGGAUGCAGUUUUCAAGUACAAGCCCUACAGCUUUGUUGCUCUUGGGGCAAACCGAGACUACCUGUUGCAGCCACUCAAUUCAAUGGUUGAUGAGCAAUACACAGCGUACUUCAACAUUACCAUGCCCUAACACAAGCAACAAAACAGCUGUGUGCUACUUCACAUUAUUACAUUUCGCUAAUUAGGAGAGUCUACUAGGUAUACUGCAACGCAUGCGCGACUGUACAGUUUACAUACACUCUGCUAGACGCCAAGCUGCCAGUUACUUUUGUCUACG
Molecule: messenger RNA, 2523 nt
Organism: Corticium candelabrum
Lineage: Eukaryota; Metazoa; Porifera; Homoscleromorpha; Homosclerophorida; Plakinidae
Exons: 2
Coding region: 16-2376 (786 amino acids)
Biological process (GO): L-arabinose metabolic process
Molecular function (GO): alpha-L-arabinofuranosidase activity
Source: RefSeq, a predicted model, not a curated record